AUGCAUCCAUAUUCGCGCCCCUCGCCGCGCACAGCCUCGCCGGCCAACAACCUCCAGACCAAUCCCACACGAACCAACAACCAGCGGCACACCAACCAAGACGCCUCUCCAUACUCCACCACACCUCCCUACAGCGACCGCGGCGUUGAAGAUUCAGAAGGCGAGAUGAUGUCCCGCGGGGAGCAAAUCCCCGAGACAGACCAGAAGCAUUACCAGAAGGUCAACCAGGUCAUCCAGAACUUCUUCACCAAAGCAGCCCUUACCAUCGUAUCUUCUCGAAUAGUACUACCCCCAGGCUUCAACAAGACUGGCGAGCUUAAGCAGAACAAGUGGUUCAAUGUCGUGCUCGCCGACAGCGACGAACUCCAGCGGCAACUCACCGAGUGGAAACUCAUGGACGCCAUGGCCGGCCAACACCCUUCCCUCUGCAUCGAAAUCUACCUGGACAUACAAGGAUUGGGCCACCAACAGUCACUAGUCGUACACGGUGAGGACGGGAAGAGAUGGGACGUUUCCUCAGCCCUAAAUGCUGCCGAAGCCGCUUCUCGCUCGUCAAGUCGUGCAGGAAAGCUCACACAGCUCGUGCUCGAGCGCUGGAAAAUCCACGUUGGCGACAAGAACUUGGUCCAUCCAUCAGAACUCAACGACCCCCUGCCCAAUGUAUACAAAAAGGCAGUCGUCACCUUCCGAUCCCUCUUUGCGAAUCUGCGCCUCAUGCCAGCCUUUAGAUACAACAAGACACUUGCUAAACAGCCCGCAAAUAACCCCGCCUUGAAGCUAAACUACCGCAUCACAACUGGCGAGUUUAGGAGUCCGCACGUUGACACGUUGAGUCUGGCUCUGUAUCCGUCAGAUGAGGAAGUGACACUUCCUCAAGAGUUCAAACCAACAAACUCUCCAGUUGGGCCUCUUUGUGUGUCAGUGCAGUAUCGCACCAAUUGCGACUUCAGCGUCGAUGAUUCCGAGUCGCUACUAAGCUCCCAGUUCAUGGGCUUAGACGACACUUAUUUCGAACAAAAAGCCCGUGGAACAACCCAAGUACCCGGGUCGCUUCCUGCCAACAAAUUGAAUGCGCAAGAGACUCCUGAAGUGGGACAAGCUUACGGCAGCUUGUCAACCUUCCAUCAAGUUGGUCCGCCAACAGGGACGAGCCCAAUCUCAGCGCUCCGAGCAGCCCGAGAUAUGUCCUCAUCAUCCCCGACCGAGUCACCUCCACAAAAACUACCACCAAACCACCGAACUGCGCAAGGGUCAAAGUCGUCCCUGCGUUCUGCCGAUACACCACAGUAUCAACGACGAACUUCAGUCUCCUUCCAGCCGUUCAAAGCUGGCUCGCUCUCAUCAUCACCCGCGCCUGGCUCUACACUCCCACCUCCUUCUCCUGGUAGCUCCCUCGGCAGGCAAAGUAGCCUACUGGGACGCAACGCCUCAAACCCAUUGAACCAACCACGAAACCGGACAUCGCUCACUGCACUUCCCCAAGCGGCCCUGAGAGCACCCUCCCUGCCGAAUGAGACCGCAAUCGCUUCUUCCGCCUCCAGCUCCCCGAAACCCGCACCAAUAACUCGAUAUAGUAGCAGUUUCGGGCACAGGAGAAGCAAGUUUUCUUCAGGUGGCGGUAGCAAGACGGAAGAUGACAAUCUGAGCAGUGGCAAGGGCAGUGUGGCUUCGUCACUACAACGAGGUUCUGAUACGUUAAACGAAGGGCCCGGAGGCAGCUCAGGAGAGGUCAAGACGGACGACGAGAACAUUUCCGAUUUCCUGAAGCUGCUUGAGUCUAAAAAGGAUUUGAAGAGCUUCAAUCGGAACGACAACGCUUCCAAGAACGCCACCAUGCAAAAGACUACGGCCCAACUGACAAAGUACCAGCGCUUGAGGGACUCUCAUACGGCUCUGUCCGAUUCCGUCUCGUCUUCCAUGAUGCUACACCGUUCGUCAUCCUCCUCGAGUCGUCAGCUCUCAAGCGUUCCCGCCAUGAUUGCUGGCACCUCCGUGUCGACUGCAUCCUCUCUAGGAAAGCCAAUCUCGCCGCAUACUCCUCAUACUCCGGCCAUUCCUUCUCGUCUAAGUGCUAAUAGCAUCAUUGAGUAUGAGCCCCGAGUACGCCGCAGCCGAAGUCGACCUGGUCGGACGCCACGUGAUCAGGACUCGGUCAACGUAGAGGAGCAGAGCGAGAGUGAAGACCAGAGUACGAACGCUAUUGACAUUCCCACAUCGCCCCGCGCCUGGAACUAUCCGCGUCGGUCGAGCUCAGUCGCUCAGCAAAAUCGCAAUUUACCCGAAGAUGAACCAGAUUUAUUCGGCGUGCGCUCAGCGAGCCUACCAGCCGAAGAAGGCGACCGCGCUCGGGACUUGCUCCUAAUCACCAGUCCAGACCUGACCUCUAGCGGUCUCUUUGCGCAGACCGAGCUUCUCGCCAGCGCCAGUCACGACAACCAGCCUGUUGAUAAUGACUCUCGCGACGAUUUACCGCGACCUUCGUCUACAUCAAACAUCCCAGCUAAGCGCGCUACAUACUCCAGCGGUUCUCGUGGACGCGGUGGUUUUUUCUCGCAUAGCUCAUCUACGAGUUUCAGUACAGGCGCUACGAGCUCGACUGAGCGUCAAAGCCGAUACAAUUUCAACAGUCGUGCUGCCACGAAUGUUGAUGAUGACGAACCCCUGCUUUUUCAGAUGAGUGAGAUCGGCGCUGGUGGUUCGCGUCGUAGUCUCGAAGAAGCCAGAGGCGGGUCUAGUACUGGCAGCGGAGGGAAACGGGGACCAUACUUCCGCUAA
This is a messenger RNA of Cucurbitaria berberidis CBS 394.84, 2775 nucleotides long. RefSeq lists its product as uncharacterized. Gene Ontology annotation, cellular component: extrinsic component of membrane; cytosol; phagophore assembly site. Gene Ontology annotation, biological process: protein localization to phagophore assembly site; mitophagy; piecemeal microautophagy of the nucleus. NCBI's taxonomy places the organism in Eukaryota, Fungi, Ascomycota, Dothideomycetes, Pleosporales, Cucurbitariaceae. The record is from RefSeq and is a predicted model, not a curated record. The transcript is spliced from 3 exons. The coding region runs from base 1 to 2775 and encodes 924 amino acids.